This is a messenger RNA of Syngnathus typhle (broad-nosed pipefish), 5013 nucleotides long. RefSeq names its product carboxypeptidase D, a (gene cpda). Gene Ontology annotation, biological process: proteolysis. Gene Ontology annotation, molecular function: zinc ion binding; metallocarboxypeptidase activity. Lineage: Eukaryota; Metazoa; Chordata; Actinopteri; Syngnathiformes; Syngnathidae. The transcript is spliced from 21 exons. The record is from RefSeq and is a predicted model, not a curated record. The coding region runs from base 156 to 4268 and encodes 1370 amino acids.
AAGCCCCGCCCCCUUUAACUAGAACGGAAGCGGACGCUAGCAGACAGCGAGGAGCUGGUCAAGAAGAAAACAGUAGAUGUAGACGGACAAAUAACAUCAACAGUCUUUUCUCUCCAUAGUGAAAUUCCGACUGGUGCAGAGGUGGAAAUAUCAACAUGGCGCACAAAAGGAAGUCAGAGUCCGCGACUAAAAAACUACGGGUGUCACUUUUUGUCUCUUUUGUUUGUGUUGCUGUUCACCUCGGCGUUGCCGACGCCAGGCUACGCCGGACAAGAAGCGCUUCGACUAGCCAAACGGUAGAAAACUACGACAAAUAUUACAAUUAUGUCGAUCUAAGCCGACGCUUGCGCUCCUACGCCCAGAAAUUCUCUCACAUAGCGAACCUAUCAAGCAUAGGUCAAUCCGUGCAGGGCAGGGAGCUGUGGGUGAUGCGGAUCACCAAGGACCCCCAUAUAGAGUCCCCGGGGAAACCCAGGUUCAAAUAUGUUGGCAACAUGCACGGCGACGAGACCGUGUCCAGGCAGGUUCUCGUCUAUCUUGUGGAGUACCUGCUGACCAAAUACCAGGAGGAACCGCGGAUAGCUAAACUGGUGAACACCACAGAUAUCUAUAUCAUGCCUAGUAUGAACCCCGACGGCUUCGAGAUGUCUAAAGAGGGGGUCUGUGGCGGCCCCAGGGAGGGAAGAAAAAAUGCCAAUGACAAGGACCUUAACAGGAGCUUCCCCGACCAGUACUCUAACAAAACUCCCAACUCAGAUAGCAUUCCUGAGGUCAUGGCUGUCAUCAGGUGGAUACUGGACAAACAGUUUAUUUUGUCUGGUAACCUGCACGGUGGAACUGUGGUUGCCAGCUACCCUUUUGAUGACACAGCCACCCAUGAGCAGCAAGGUCAUUACAGCCAGUCACCAGAUGACAGCCUUUUUCGCUACUUAGCCCUGGUGUAUGCCAAGAACCAUCCGGUGAUGAAGACUGGGCAACCCAACUGUUCUGAUACACCUGACGAGAUGUUUAAAGACGGUAUCACCAAUGGGGCGCAGUGGUAUGAUGUACCAGGAGGUAUGCAGGACUACAACUACAUUCAUGCAAACUGUCUUGAAAUCACCUUUGAGCUGAGCUGCUGCAAAUAUCCCCCAGCGUCUGAGCUCCAUAAGGAAUGGGAUCUUAACAAAGAGUCUCUCCUAGCCUUCAUCGAGCAGGUCCAUAUUGGUGUCCGUGGUUAUGUGAAAGACAGUGUCAGCGGUUCAGCCGUCACAAACGCCAGCGUAGUGGUGGCAGGCGUCGGCCACAACCUGACCACCGGAAGCUAUGGCGACUACUAUAGACUCCUGCUCCCAGGAGUUUACAACAUCACUAUUGUGGCCACAGGGUACACACCGGUGACAGUCAACAAUGUACAAGUUUUGGAUGGAAACGCCACAGAACUUAAUUUUACCUUGGAGCCAGUUGUCAUUGAGCCAAAUCUUGCAAGCAACGUCACUCAGACCACACCCACUACGCCGUCAACCAUUGACAUCAUUCACACGUUCAUCUGGAGUAGCAACUCCCCUCGCACAACCCAUUCCCAGUUGGUAACAGCAGAGACUAGAGGCACACCUACUUCAUUGUCACCAGAGCCACAACCUGUUCAACCCCAAGAAUUUCGCCACCACAACUAUGCUGACAUGGAGCUCUUCUUACGCAAGUACAGCAGCGAGUUCCCAUCCAUUGCUCAUCUUUACUCCAUUGGCCGCUCGGUUGAAAACAGGGAGCUCUAUGUGAUGGUCAUCUCAGACAACCCCACAGUUCAUGAACAUGGUGAGCCUGAGUUUAAAUACGUGGGCAACAUGCACGGCAAUGAAGUCGUUGGCCGGGAACUAUUGCUCAAUCUCAUCGAGUACCUAUGCCUUAACUAUGGCACCGACCAGGAAGUCACGGAGUUGGUCAACAACACUCGCAUUCACAUUUUGCCUUCGAUGAACCCUGAUGGUUACGAAAAGGCCAAUGAAGGUGAUGUGAGAGGCUACAGAGGACGCAACAACAGCAAUAAUUUUGACCUGAAUCGCAACUUCCCAGACCAAUUUGCCACUAUCAAAGAUCCCAGGCAGCCAGAGACUAUUGCCAUGAUGAAUUGGCUAAAAAGCAACCCCUUCGUCCUGUCGGCCAAUCUCCAUGGAGGUUCUUUGGUGGUCAACUACCCCUUUGAUGACGAUGAAGAAGGCAAAACCCGAUACAGCAAGUCACCUGAUGACAAGAUUUUUCAGCAAUUGUCUCAAACCUACUCACAGGAAAACCCUCUGAUGCACAAUGGGCACCCUUGUGUGAACCUGUACCCUGGCGAAUACUUUACGGACGGCAUCACCAAUGGGGCCAGCUGGUACAAUGUUGCUGGGGGCAUGCAGGACUGGAAUUAUGUAAACACCAAUUGUUUUGAGGUGACUAUCGAGUUGGGUUGUGUGAAGUACCCCUGGGCCAAGGAUCUGCCUAACUAUUGGGAACAGAAUCGCCGAUCUUUGCUUCAGUUUAUCCAUCAGGUUCACUAUGGAAUAAAAGGUAACGUGUCUGACAUAAGGGAUGGUAUGGGGAUACCCAAUGCCACCAUCCAGGUGGAGGGCAUUGACCACAACAUCACCACAGCUCACACUGGUGACUACUGGAGACUACUGGUCCCUGGGACUUAUUCCAUCACUGCCUCCGCCCACGGAUAUCAACCUGUGACGACAUACGCCACCGUGUCCAAGAAUGGCGCAGAAGUGGUUGAUUUCCGAUUGACCCGGCUUCAUUCAGAAGCUAACGGCCUGUGGCCUUCUGGACACCAGCAUAACCCAUCCGAGGAGGAGUUUGAAAGCCUAAUCAAGUACCUCUCUCUGGGCCAAGGUUUAGAACAGCUUGUCAAGAGCACCGACACAGAGAAUAGUUUCCGAUUCCGAGGUUACAAGGAGCUGUCUGCGUUCCUCCGAGGUCUUACCCUCAACUUUCCAAAAAUUACAUCCUUGCAGAGUUUGGGCCACAGCGUUGAGUUUAGAACUAUUUGGGCUCUGGAAAUCUCCAACAACCCAGGAGUGUCUGAGCCCUCUAAGCCCAAGGUGCGCUUUGUAGCAGGGAUCCAUGGUAAUGCCCCUGUGGGAACAGAGCUGCUUCUUGAGUUUGCUGCCAUGUUAUGCAUCAAUUAUGGCAAAAACCCAGUCAUUAGUAGGCUCGUGAAUGAGACAACUAUUGUAAUCGUGCCAUCAAUCAAUCCGGAUGGAAGAGAACAAGCGGUGGAGAAGCAGUGCACAUCCACUCAGGGCUUCACCAAUACUCAUGGCAAAGAUCUGGACACGGACUUCUUUGGCAAUGCAUCCCAGCGUUUGGUGGAACCACAGCCAGAAACCAGAGCAAUAAUGGACAUGAUUUUAGAUAAAAGUUACACGCUGUCUGUGGCCCUUGAUGGAGGAUCCCUUGUGGCUACUUACCCUUAUGACAAGCCUGUCCAAUCAGUGGAGAAUGAAGGCACUCUGAAGUACUUGGCCAGUGUUUAUGCCACCAACCAUCCCAAAAUGCACCUUGGCAACACUGCAUGUUCAAAUAAUGGACAGACAAGUAACAUUCCAGAUGGAGUUAUGAGAGCAGCUGAGAGACAAAGUCAUAUGGGCAGUAUGAAGGACUUCAGCAUGGAUUUUGGUCAGUGUCCAGAAAUCACAGUGUAUACCGGCUGUUGUGUGUUUCCUCCUACUGAAGAGCUUGCCACACUCUGGGCAGAAAACAAAAGGCCUCUUCUGAGCAUGCUGGUGGAGGUCCACAAAGGAGUGCGUGGAGUAGUGAGAGAUAAAAGUGGGAAGCCCAUUGUUGGCGCCAUCGUCGUCAUGAAUGGGGGUGUGAGAGUCGUCACUGCAGAGGGUGGUUAUUUUCGGGCCUUGCUGGCACCUGGCAACCAUAACAUCGAAGCUGUUGCUGAUGGUUACCAACAGCAACGCCAAGAGGUGGUGGUGUCCUCCUAUGAAGCAGCAAGCUCUGUCAUCAUUGAGUUUGAUAUGGAUCACAGCAUCUUUGGUCUACCAAGAGAAUUUGUGGUGGCCAGUGCAGCUGCCUCCAUGACAGCAUUGGUGAUAACGGCCUGCAUCAUCUGGUGUGUGUGCGCUGCCAAGUCCAAUCGGCAAAAGGAUGGCUUCCAUCGUUUGCGGCAGCAUCGAGACGAAUACGACGACGAGAUCCGGCUUACGUCAAUGGGCUCCAAAAAGUCUCUCCUUGCCCACGAGUUUCAGGAUGAAAGUGAAAGUGAUGAGGAUACGUUAUAUGCCAACAAAAUAUGAAAGAACCUCUGCGAUGUUUAUAUUUUGCUUCUGCAAGAUAAAACCCGGGAUAGCAAGAAUGUGGACUUGUUGAACCUGAGGUGUUUUAUCUGCCUCCUCAUGAAUGCACCAAGACUGAAACACUCUGAUGGGUUUUUAAAACCUGCUCAGUUAUUAAUCUAAUUGUUGCGCCAUCAUUGACAAAACGUUGCAGUCGUCUUUUGGUGCUCAGUCUCAACCUAAAGCUUUGAUCCUGUGCGCCGCUCAUCCGUCCCGCCUUUGAGUGCCCAAAGUUUUAGUGACCUAUCAGCUUGUCCUGGAAAAAGAAUUAGAAUUUUUUUUUCUUUUUUCUUUUCGUUUUGAGCGCAACAACUUUGGAACAAAAAUAUCCUGAGUCCCCACUUUGGUGCCUUGGCUUCUCUGGAGCUGCAAUGUAGGAAGUAGAAAACAUUUGGGCCUUCAAAGUUUAUGAUCCAUCCUAUUCUCAGGGGGUAGGAAGACAUACAAAUUAGACCCCUCUAUUCUGAUGUUGCACUAUUCCUACGCUAAUGAUUUUGUUCUCCUCAAGGAAAAGAACGAGUAUCUCGAAAGAGUGUCAAUAUUAGUACCGAUCACUUGCACUGUAAAUGGGGAGGAAAAAAAGAACUAUGUCAAGCAACAAGCGAAUCUUUUAACAAAUGUCAAAUGAUGAAUGUCUAUUUUAUUUUCUAAUGUACUGUUCCUUUUAUUAUGGAGCUGUAUGAUUGAGUAAAUGGAAAAUGUCAAA